Messenger RNA from Drosophila montana, 2133 nucleotides. RefSeq names its product homeobox protein abdominal-B-like. Lineage: Eukaryota; Metazoa; Arthropoda; Insecta; Diptera; Drosophilidae. Gene Ontology annotation, molecular function: DNA-binding transcription factor activity, RNA polymerase II-specific; RNA polymerase II cis-regulatory region sequence-specific DNA binding. The coding region runs from base 157 to 966 and encodes 269 amino acids. Gene Ontology annotation, biological process: regulation of transcription by RNA polymerase II. The record is from RefSeq and is a predicted model, not a curated record. The transcript has 5 exons. Gene Ontology annotation, cellular component: nucleus.
ACGCCUAAUAGCGUCUCUAGUGGCGCCUCCUCAAGUCUCCAACAGCAACAGCAACAACAACAACAAAACUCGGUUGUGGCGUCAGCCCAAAGUCAAAUUGUUGCGCCAACAACGGCGAGUGUCUCUCCCUCCAGUGUCAGUUCUCAGCAAGCAGACAUGUCCAUCUCAUUAGCGCCAAUACAUAUACCCGCGAUCAGGCCCGGCUUCGAAACGGACGCUGCGACGCCCGUUAAACGGCACGCGCAUCCCUGGCCCUACGACAACGAGUUCAACCAGUACCAUGCCUCGCCAUACUAUCUCGAUCGGGAUCGCAAGCCCAUGUUCUACGGUUACCCAGAGACCCAGUUUCAGCCUGCAUAUUGGCCCAACUACCGUGAUCAGCCGACCUCUGCUGCAGCGGCGGCCUACAUGAGCGCCACCGACGAGCGCCAUGCAUCAGUCAGCGCGGCAGCAGCGGCGCGCCAGUCCGUGGAAGGCACCUCUCAGUCCAGCUACGAGACACCCACUUACUCCUCCCCAGGUGGGCUUCGCGCCUUCCCCGAGGCCUACUCGAGCACAGGCACGUCUGGUGGUCUCUCGGUUGGUGCAGUGGGUCCUUGUACGCCGACAAAUGCGAUGCACGAGUGGACCGGUCAGGUGUCGGUGCGAAAAAAGCGCAAGCCGUACUCAAAGUUUCAGACACUUGAGCUAGAGAAGGAGUUUCUCUUUAAUGCGUACGUGUCCAAACAGAAACGCUGGGAGUUAGCUCGUAAUCUGCAGUUGACGGAGCGUCAGGUUAAGAUUUGGUUUCAAAAUCGUCGCAUGAAGAAUAAGAAAAACUCGCAGCGACAGGCCACUCAACAGAAUAAUAACAACAACUCCAGCAGCAAUCACAACCAUGCUCAGGCGGCACAGCAGCACCACAACAACCAUCACUUAAACUUGGGCCUGAGCAUGGGUCACCAUGCCACAAAAAUGCACCAGUGACCUUUGGACAACAGCAACGCUGGCGCUAUGGGCUUUGCCACCUACUAGCAUUUAGCCAAUCCCAAUCCGAAUCCCCAUCCACAGCCGGACCACAAUUUUAAUACAAAUACAAACAUCAAUCCAAUUAAAAAUGAGAUGAUAUUGGAUUUUCCGUGCUAGUUGAAAGAUGAGUCCAAGCAGUACAAAUACAUAUGCAUACACAUGCAUGCAUGUGUAUCCCAAACAAACCACGGGGUUGUACUGACUGAUCCGUAGGAGGCGAAGAAGGUGGUGGAGGAAGUCGAAGUGGAUGAAGAGGAGGCAGGCAGCCCAGUUCAUGAGUCGGUGUCGCUGUUUUCAGAGUUUAAAUCUUUGGCAGACCGGCCAAGGGGAGUUGAAAAUGUAUGUUCAAUGAAAUACAAUUAAUUAAUAAGUACGUUCUUCAAAUAUCUAUAAACAAGCAAAACAAAUGUAAAUUAACCCGUCUACUGAAGCUGGGUGCGGUAGUUAAAUCCGAUAGACAGUUAGCUGCAUAAAGCAACAAGUAAACAAAUUCUGAAAUAUAUAUAUUUGUUUAUGUAUUUCUCUUAACUCUCUCAUAAAUUAACGCGCAUACUUAUUAAUUUUCAACAAUAAAUAUAUGCAUAUAUACUUAUAUACCCAUAUUAAUUAUGAAUACAGAAACAAUUCGAGUAGUAGAUUCUAAAUGUAAGUGCAGGUUAAAUUGAAGUGACAAGCACAUUGUACCCCCGUAAAAUGUUCUUAAUGUGGAACGAAUAAAUUGUUUAACAAUUUUCACAGACAAAAUGGUAGCCACAUAGCAUGUACACAAACCCAUAGAUGGACACACACACACAUACAGAAAAACAGAAAUAUACCUUUGCAUACACACACGCCCAAACGCAAACACACCGCAAUGCAGCUAGGCAGCGCCGGAAUUAUAGCAUACAUUUUGUCAUUAUAUUGUUCGUUGUGUCGUGUUCUUAGAUAAAUAUUAAGUUCCUGUAUAUAAACUAAGACAUUAAAUCACAACAUGAAAGCACGCGCAAAGUUAGUGAAACCGUCUGUGUUUUGUGAGUUAAAUGAAAAACAAAAUAAAAACUUAGUACAUGAAAACGAAAAAACAAAAACAAAAAAAAAACAAGUAAAAAUCUUAAAACAUAUGAAACUAGCAAUUAAAAUACAGAU